CACAACAAAAACUUCAAUAAUCUCGAAUAUGUCUUCGCCUCUUCGCAUUGGGUUUGUGCCUGAGCACUUCUCAACCCCGCUCUACUUUGCGCAGAAACACUUCGGCCUUGAUGCCACGCUGAUUCCUUUCCCGUCGGGAACGGGACAUAUGAUAACUGCCCUCAGGGCUGGGGAAAUAGAUGUUGGAAUUGGACUUACGGAAGGUUGGGUUGCGGGGCUUGGGAAGGGAGAUAUGGAGGGGGAUGGAGGUUAUAGGAUUGUAGGAACCUACGUUGACUCCCCGUUAUGCUGGGCCGUCUCCACUGGCGCACAACGUAACGACAUCCAAAGCAUCGCCGACCUAAAAGACUCCAAGAUUGGCGUCUCACGAAUCGGUUCCGGAAGCUAUGUCAUGGGAACCGUCCUCGCCGACCAACAAGGCUGGCUCACCCCCGGCACCCCCCCUUUCACAUUCACGCCCCUCCAAACAUUUGCCAAGCUCCGCGAGGGCGUCAAUGAUAAAACCGUCGACUUCUUCAUGUGGGAGCACUUUACGAGCAAGCGGUAUUACGAUAAUGGCGAGAUCAAAAGGGUCGGGGAGAUAUACACCCCAUGGUCGAGUUGGUUGAUUGUUGCGUCAACGAGCAUUGGCGAGACGGACUCGAGACUAAAGGAGUUGUUUGAGAGUCUUGAUAAGGGUGUUAAGCACUUUUUGGAGAAUGAGGAGGAGGCGGUGAGGUAUAUAUACACGUUGCUGGAUUACUCCGAGGAUGAUGCGAGGGAGUGGUUGAAGACGGUCAAAUUCACAAAUGGUAUUAGAGGUGCCGAUGAGGCGUUGGUGGGGAAAGUGAGGGAUACAUUGUUGAAAGCCGAGGUGGUCGAUGAAAGCGGUUUGAGAGCUCAACAGAUGGUCGCUAUCAAGAGAUGAGUGGAGCGGUCUAGAAAUGUUAUCCCAAGUCCAUAGGGCAUGUGAGAGAAAAAAUUGCAGUAGUACUC
This is a messenger RNA of Pseudogymnoascus destructans, 975 nucleotides long. RefSeq lists its product as uncharacterized. NCBI's taxonomy places the organism in Eukaryota, Fungi, Ascomycota, Leotiomycetes, Thelebolales, Thelebolaceae. The transcript is spliced from 2 exons. Bases 29 to 907 code for a protein of 292 amino acids. The record is from RefSeq and is a predicted model, not a curated record.